AUGGGUCCACCUAUCCAAGUAUUCCUCACAUCAAUCGCGUCGGCUCCAGCCCUGAGACAACGGCAAGAGCAACUUCUUCGUGUGCUCCAGGUCAAGAAAAUCCCCUUUACCUCUUAUGAUCUCGCUGCAGACGAAGAAGCAAAGAAAUUAUGGAGGAGGAAGGCGCCGAGCAAUAAUUCGACUCUUCCUGGAAUCUUGGUGGGAGGGGAAUUGGCUGGGACAUAUGCGGAGUUUGAAGAGGCCGUCGAGUUUGGAGAAUUAGACCGAUUCUUCAGGCUCAAUGAAUCUUGGGGAGAAGAAGAUGAAGCAUUUGCUCCUACAUCCGUACCCCAGAAGCCAAUCGCGGUUCCUGGAGUAGCAACACCAUCUCAAAUUACUGGCCAGAGUCCAUCUUUCGCCCCCUCGGCAUCUAAGCCUUUGAAGAAAUCAACGCCUCGUACAAAAUCGAUUGACGUUGGAAGUCAACUGGGGUUUGGGUUGGAAGGAGUCAAGCUCACCGAGGAAGAAAUGCUUGAAUUAGUUGAGAGUUUAGGGCUGGAUGGGGAUGAUGCGGGCGAAUUGGUCAAAGGGCUCGGCCUAUCAUCCUCCAAAGCGACAUCCAGAAAGUCUACUUUUGAUAACCCUCCGGCCCCUUCGACAUCACAGACAGAUACAAAGACAAACGCUUCUUCCGAGUCGACCGAGACUUCGACUCCCACCGACACCACUACAGCUCCAAGUGACGCAACUAAACCUAACUCUAAAGAUCGACCAUCCGCGACCGGGGAGUUCUCCGCUGGGCGACGAUCAAGCAGUGUGCCUGAGAACAAGGACACGGCCACCAAGACAGCACCUGACAGUUUAGCAUUGACAACUGCACUUGAGGCGAAUGAGACGGCAUCUAAAGACGUUCCCACUGAUGAGUGGAGUCAUAAGGUAAACAUUCCGGGAACAUCCCCGGCCGUUGCUGUUCCUAGCGAUGCAGUUCUCAUAAAUAUGUCCCCUUAUUAUACUGGUCCUGUUCCCACUGCUCCACGAUUCUGGGAUAUGAAGGCUGCUACCGCUGCCUCCGACAGUUCACUUGAUAGGGCCUACCAUGUCCCAGGCCAUUUUGAUAUGCGUUCUUCAAAACGAGACUCACCGGAAAUCGUUUCUUCUCCCGAGGCAUCCCAAUAUUUUACUCCAACCAUGCAUCAAGACGGUUUCAAAUCCAGCCCUCCUUCAAGCGUUUAUUGUACUCCCGAGUCGAUCCAAAGCUCCCCGGAACGUCGUGUAGCAAUGUAUAGACAAACAAACCCCGAAUCACCCUCGGCCUCACCGUCUCCUUCCCCGACGGAGAGCAUGUUCUCGCGUCUGUCGCGCCCCGAAAGUGCUACGUCGUUUGUCGAAUCCGUUGACGACUUCCACGGUAAUAAGCGCUCGCCUCAGCGUCAGCGCUCCAUUAUCCCAUCGCUCGUGGUAACUGAUUACGAUUCCGAUGAGGAACAUGAGCCCAAGGUGGAUGCCUCACCCAUCCGGGAGACCUUUAUAAUGCCGGCCCAUCAGCGAUCAACGGACUUGCGCGUAGAUGCGGUCACAUUCCGUCCCAAUCCUGCACGUGAUCACCGACAAAUCACCACUGUCCCAUCACCAUCCAUCAACGGCGGAGCCACUCCAGUCGUGCGACCUCAGGCGAGGGUCGUUCCUCAGUAUCCAUUGCCUCCGCGCUCGUACCCAUAUCCUACUCAAUCGAUGCCUCAGCCCCCGCGCCCAGUUCUACCUGCUACGGUUGCUCCUCGCUACAAACAGGUGCCGGCCUUCCAGGUGGUUCCAAGGCGAUUCCCGACACCCAAACCGAUUCUUGCGAUGCGGAUGGCUGGUGCACCACAGUCGGUUAUGCAACCUGUACAGGCCGCGCAGCCGCUGCAGUACGCGGCUCAGCCUCGGGUAGCCAAGAACCAGACCCAACCGCAGCAACACUCCACUCUCUAUGACUCACGCGGCCAGACUUUCGAGGGGAAACCUGUUCGCCCGGUGCAGCAGCGUGUGUCCGCUAUGCCACUUUCGAGUGUCCGCCACUUGUGGCCAGCUACUGGCGUGUCCUUGCCCAAUGCGGAAGCCAACUCGAGUGUUUGGCACCCCUCUUUCCAGGAAGCUCAAUCUAUCAUCUCAAUCCAGCAGGCUCGGAUUCUUAAAGGCUUAUCCAACGGCGUUCCCUACGGUGGAGGCCUCUACCUCCCUAUCCCUUUUGACGAAAACCUCCCUUGA
Molecule: messenger RNA, 2226 nt
Organism: Rhizoctonia solani
Lineage: Eukaryota; Fungi; Basidiomycota; Agaricomycetes; Cantharellales; Ceratobasidiaceae
Product: SH3 domain-containing protein
Exons: 9
Coding region: 1-2226 (741 amino acids)
Cellular component (GO): cytoplasm
Source: RefSeq, a predicted model, not a curated record